Molecule: messenger RNA, 2352 nt
Organism: Vitrella brassicaformis
Lineage: Eukaryota; Vitrellaceae
Source: the annotation of a GenBank genome assembly
UCUGUCUGUCUAUCGGCCUGUACACACACGAAACUACCGCCCGUAUCUAUGCACACCGCACACACGCCACCAUCAUACCUCCGCCACUACUCACACCCGCCCCCGCCCCCGCCCCCCCUUCCAUCACAUCACGUGUGUGGCGGCCGAUGGUGGUGCGCAGCAAAUGGCGGCAUCAUGACCACAGGCGGAUGCACACCGGGGCGCAGAAACAUGCUCCCAUGGUGAUGGUGAGGGGGCGGUGGGCGGACGGGCAACGGGGGCGGGGGCGGUCUCGCAGGCGCCAUGUUGACCUCUCGUCUAGUCGACGCGUCAGGGUGCACUUCGCCGCAGCCACACGCAUCAGGGGGUGGGGCGUAGGCAAACAUGGUGGGCGGCUGGGGGGGCGUGGGCAGGUGCGGCACGCCCAGCUCGGGGAACGACGCCCAGCACACGCCGCCGCGACGACUCAGACGGCGGCACUCGGCCAGCACGGGGGGCGACGAAUGCAACACCCAGCGGAAAAAUCCCUGGGGCACACAUCCAUCCAUCCAUCAAGUCCGCAGAUGGUGUGCCUUUCGGCUCACCUGCAGCCGCGGGUAUUUGGUCUCCAUCAGGUGGGUGCCGAAUAUGACACAGUCGUCCCAGAGGAUGCCGAACAUGAAGAUGUCACUCAGGGACGGCUGCCGCGACGAUGAGCCCGCAUACCCGAUGCACCGGUCCUGGUCGUGCUCGUCGCACUCCGGGCCCAGCAGGAGGGCACUGGCACGGUCGUAGUGGUGCACACGACACACCUGAAGGCAAGGCAUCCGCGGACAGACAGAGGAGGGAAUCAAUGGGCACCGCUGGUUGGCGAUGGUGUGAUGGUGUGAUGGUGGUUUCUGUUUCUACGUGCCUUUGCGUAUCGGUUCUUGUCGGCAGCUUUGCCUGAUUUCCCCGAUGCGGCCGAUGCGGCUGCUGCUGCCGCAGCUGCUGCAGCUGCUAGUGCAUCUCGCCACGCAGAGAAGGCCUCCAACUGCACACCAGACACCAACACAGGUGCGUCUUGGGACCUCGGUAUCAUGUGUUUCUGAGGUUGCCGACUGUCUGACCACUGUGUCAGUCCGCCAGUCGAGCUGCGAGUCAUUGCCAUAGUCGCCCACACGACGGGCCAGGUACCGUGCAGUCGGCACCAAACCGAAGAACGGCACACCCUGCAAAAACCAACCCACACAACACAUCCACACAUCUAUAGAGAGCCCGUCUGUGUGCACGCCACGCGGAGGGAGGCUGUGUGACGAAUCAAUCGCUCACGUACGUCGAGUACGAUCAUGGGCAGCUUAACAGGCUGCCCAUCAGGGGCGGUGAGGCCACGGCCACCAGCACGUUUGGCAGGGUGGGUGUCGUCUUCUGACUCGUGUGGGUGGAUGGUGGUGUGGAAGGGGAUACUGUGAUGCAGCAGAUACAGCGACAGGUACCUGCAGAGAUGAAGGAUGAAGGGAGAGGGCACGAUGACGUGAAGUGGUGCAGCCUCGCUGUGGUGCUGAUGUGGUGUGUAUGCUCUUACCCGCCACUGCCCAAAACGCCCCCCUGCACACACACACACACACACACGCACACACACAUGCGAAAAGAGAAAAACACAUAGCAUGCCAUAAUCUGCUCAUCAGUCCUUCCAUCACCCCACCUGCAUCUCCAGUCGCUUCAGCUCCACGUGUCCAAUGCGCCUCUGCUUCGCCGCAUACACCUGCACCACGCACACACACACACACACACACGGACGCACACACCGUCUCAUGUGCCAGCCAGCAGAGUGUCGCCUACUGUGUGUUUGGCAGGUUCGAUGAAUGGGACGGCUUCACACAUGCAAGUGGGCGAUGAGGAGAGGGCUCCCGGUGGCGGCGGACCGCUCGCGGCCCUCGAUGCGGACCCGGCGGUAGCAGCAACACUUGACGCGUCAUUCGCGGACGCGGGAGGCCCUGGACCGGCAUACAUCUUCUCUAGGCGGCGGCGGCAGAUCUGAUUCUACUCAAGGCCUCGUCGGGCGACACUUCGCCUUCCGUUUCGCCUGCAGCAGCGGUUUCAGGGAGCACCCUACGUGGCCUGACCCUGUCGGUCUGUCCAACAUGAAACAGGCACCCUAACAUGCAACCCGGACACGAAACACGCAGCACGCAGAGGGCAGAUGCAGCAGACAGGAGGAUAUGCAAUGCGCUGCGAACGACGGCCACAUACAAGCAGGCACACAGCGUCGCACACACGCCACCCCACAGCAGCAGCUUGAAGGCGGUGUGCGUGCGUGCGUCAGGCACCAUGACUCCAUACGUAGGUACCGCCCAUCCCCAGGUGGCCAGCCAGUGCAGAUCGCCCAGUCACACACAAACACGCCCUGAUAAC